Molecule: messenger RNA, 460 nt
Organism: Guyanagaster necrorhizus
Lineage: Eukaryota; Fungi; Basidiomycota; Agaricomycetes; Agaricales; Physalacriaceae
Exons: 2
Coding region: 127-372 (81 amino acids)
Source: RefSeq, a predicted model, not a curated record
GUCAUGAUUGGUAUCAUGACCUACGUCAUUCGGAAACGAGAAACGCACGGGUCACAAACGAGAAAUUCUAGGACGAGAUGCACCUUCCUCAAAGUCAAAGUCCGUAGGAGUUUGCGCCUUUUAUAGAUGUCGACUAGCUACUCAGCAAUAGAUAAGCAACUCAGCAAUAUUUUCGCCUUGGUCAUCGGUAUCAACAGUAAUACAAAAUUUGAAAAUUUGAAAGGUGCAGCCAAUGACGUCGACCAAUUCAAACAAUACCUUCUCAAGGUUGUACGAGUUCUGGAAGAAAUAUUAAUAAUCUUCGUGAUGAGGAGGCAACAAGAAUGGCUAUCAUCCAAGGUUUCAGAGGCCUCAGAGACAAUAGGAGAAUAAUCCAAGGCAAUGCGAUAAUUAUCAUAUACUUUGGGGACACGGAGCGGUAGUGGAUAAGCCAAAGGAAUGGUCGAAUUGAGAAAGUGCC